AUGCAACGUCGUGAGCUAGAGUUUGCGGUGGGUGAGAAGGUGUUCCUAAAGGUGUCACCAAUGAAAGGAGUUAUGCAGUUUGGUAGAAAGGGUAAGCUUAGCCCUCGUUUUAUUGGCCCUUACGAGAUUAUGAGAAGAAUUGGGAAAGUGGCUUACGAGUUGAAGUUACCAUCUGAGAUGGCUAUGGUGCAUCUUGUGUUUCACAUUUCGAUGUUGAGGUUGUACAAGCCUGAUCCUUCUCAUAACUUGAAUCAUGAAGAGAUUGAAAUCAAUGAAGGGCUGUCUUAUGAAGAAGAACCUAUCAAGUCUUGGCUCGUCAAGUUAGGAGGCUGA
This is a messenger RNA of Lycium ferocissimum, 333 nucleotides long. RefSeq lists its product as uncharacterized. The transcript has a single exon. The coding region runs from base 1 to 333 and encodes 110 amino acids. The record is from RefSeq and is a predicted model, not a curated record. Lineage: Eukaryota; Viridiplantae; Streptophyta; Magnoliopsida; Solanales; Solanaceae.